Messenger RNA from Beta vulgaris subsp. vulgaris (sugar beet), 1564 nucleotides. Its product is annotated as nucleosome assembly protein 1;2. Gene Ontology annotation, biological process: nucleosome assembly. NCBI's taxonomy places the organism in Eukaryota, Viridiplantae, Streptophyta, Magnoliopsida, Caryophyllales, Amaranthaceae. Gene Ontology annotation, cellular component: chromatin; nucleus. Bases 142 to 1284 code for a protein of 380 amino acids. The record is from RefSeq and is a predicted model, not a curated record. Gene Ontology annotation, molecular function: histone binding; chromatin binding. The transcript is spliced from 11 exons.
ACCCUUUUUUUCUCUCUCUUCGAUAAAUACACAUACACUCUGUUCAACUCUUUCUCUCUCUCUUCCGCUCAAAAAUUAGGGUUUUUGUUUUUAAGCUUCCGUAAACUAAAGUUAUCUUCUUCACAUCUCUAACCCUUCACUAUGUCCAAUACCAACGAUAUCAACUUGUCCACCAUCGCCGCUGCUCUUAAUACAGCGGAUAAAUCUGCAAUUCUUAACGCUCUUAAGGGUGCUAAGGCUGAUAUGUCUUCAAUUCUUGAUAAAUUGCCACCUAAAGUUCUUAAGCGUGUUGAGGUUUUAAGGCAGAUUCAGAGUGAGCAUGAUGAGCUUGAGGCGAAGUUCUUCGAGGAGAGAAGAGCACUUGAGGAUAAAUACCAGAAACUAUAUCAACCAUUCUACGCCAAGAGAUUUGAAAUUGUCAAUGGUGUUGCUGAAGCUGAAGGAGUUGCUAAAGAACCAGCAACUGAUGAAGGAGCAGAUAAAGCUGCUGAAGAGAAAGGAGUGCCAAAUUUCUGGCUUAAUGCACUGAAGACUAAUGAAGUGCUGGCUGAGUCGAUUCAAGAGCAUGAUGAGGAAGCUCUCGGAUAUCUCAAAGAUAUCACAUGGUCUAGGGUUGAGGUGCCUAAGGAUGAUGAUGCCCAAAAGGGUGAUGCUUCAAAGGGUUUCAAGCUUGAUUUCUUCUUUAAUCCUAAUCCUUAUUUUAAAAAUUCAAUUCUGACAAAGACAUAUUACAUGAUUGAUGAGGAGGAGCCUAUUUUGGAGAAAGCCACUGGGACCAAAAUAGAGUGGUGUCCUGGUAAAUGUUUGACCCAGAAGCUUCUGAAAAAGAAGCCAAAGAAGGGUUCUAAGAAUGCCAAGCCAAUUACAAAAACCGAAACUGUUGAGAGCUUCUUCAAUUUCUUUAGCCCUCCUGAAGUCCCAGAGGAUGAGGAGGAGAUUGACGAGGAUGCGGCGGAAGAGCUGCAAGCUCUUAUGGAGCAGGAUUAUGAUAUUGGAUCAACAAUCCGUGACAAAAUUAUUCCCCAUGCUGUGUCAUGGUUUACUGGUGAAGCUGCUCAGGAUGAUGAGGACUUUGAACUAGGUGACGAAGAUGACAUUGAUGAGGAUGACGAAGAUGAUGAGGAUGACGAUGAAGAGGAUGAGGAUGAUGAUGAGGACGAUGAUGAAGAUGAGGAUGAUGAGGAAGAUGACAAGCCUAGCAAGCCCAAGAAGAAAGUUGUGAGGACACCAGCAAUGGAUGGUCAGCAGUCAGCUGAAAGGCCUCCAGAGUGCAAACAACAGUGAUGAAUAUCAGUGUGGUAAUGUGGUUGGUUGGUGAUGUUGAUUGAGGAAGAGCAGCAAAAUUUUGGAUUUAUCUUUUCUUUUUUCCUUCAUUUGUUAUUAAAAAUAUCGAAGGAUGCCAAUACAAUUGUAGCUUUUUUAGUCGUAUUCGCUAUUAUUUGCCAGGAUCAGACGAUUGGGAUCAAUUAGCUUACAUAUGGUGUGUAACAGAGAACUUGUUAAAACAAAUAUCUAUAUAUCUUAUAUGGUGAAGCUUUGCUCUACCGAGGUUCUGUUUUUGAAA